UAGCUGUCGCAGGCGAACCGGGGGUGAGGGAACCACCACAACCAUCACACACACACAGGCACCCACACAAACCCACUUCUAACCUGCCGAAGUAAUAUAGUACUAUAGCCACAAUGCCCUUGCUCGUGUACCUGAGUUUCUUAUGCGCGCUUGGAGCGACCUGUUUGGGCAAUUCCACCACACCUCAGCCUGUGACGACAGAGGAGGACCCCGAGCAGUGCUCCACAUGCGAAUUCAGGCACCAGAGCAAGCUGAUGCGGCUGCACACCAUCAAGUCCCAGAUCUUGAGCAUCCUCCGCCUGGAGCAGGCUCCGAACAUCAGCCGGGACAUGAUCAAGCAGCUCCUGCCCAAAGCGCCACCUUUACAGGAGCUCUUGAGCCAGUACGACCUGCAGCUCGAGGAUAAGGAGGUUGCCACAGCCGACGAUGGGGAACUCGCCACAACUGAAACCAUCAUCACCAUGGCCACCGAGCCUCAAUCAAUCGUCCAAAUAAACGGGCUGCCCAGAUGCUGUUUAUUCUCCCUCAGCCCAAAGAUACUGACCAACAACAUAUUAAAGGCUCAGUUGUGGAUAUACCUCCGACCUACUGCGGAAGCCGGCACGGUCUUCCUACAGAUAUCGCGCCUGAAACCCCCGUCUGAGGGCAGCACAAGGACGAUCAUCAGGUCUCUGAAAAUCGAGGUAGAUGCUGAGACCAGCUCCUGGCAAAGCAUCGAAAUGAACCAGCUGCUCAUCUCGUGGCUCAAGCAGCCAGACACUAAUAUGGGUAUCGAAAUCAAGGCGUUUGAUUCCAACGGAGAGGACCUAGCCGUUACCUCUGCAGAAUCUGGAUCCGAAGGACUGAAGCCUUUCAUGGAGGUUAAAAUAACGGAGACGCCGAAGCGCUCCAAACGGGAUACGGGUCUCGACUGUGACGAGCACUCCCCAGAGUCCCGUUGCUGCCGCUACCCUCUCACAGUGGACUUUGAAGACUUUGGCUGGGACUGGAUUAUCGCCCCGAAGCGGUACAAAGCCAACUAUUGCUCCGGGGAGUGCGAAUACAUGCACCUGCAGAAAUACCCGCACACGCACCUGGUGAACAAGGCUAGCCCGCGGGGCACCGCCGGUCCCUGUUGCACGCCCACUAAGAUGUCACCGAUCAACAUGCUCUACUUCAAUCGAAUGGAGCAGAUUAUCUACGGAAAGAUCCCUUCAAUGGUGGUGGACGUAUGCGGCUGCUCCUAAACCCCUAUCUGGUGACUGUGUCCUAAUGGAGGAAAAUGACUUUGACUGACCAAAUGUCAAGUAACUGACAUUAUAUUGAAAGAUGCAAAUGUAUAAUACAUAAAAAAAACCACACACUCUCUUCUUCAUCAACCCAACUCUUAAGAAGACAGUACUCAACCUAUCACAUUAUGUUACAGAAAUGUAUGCGUAAAAUGAUCUAUCUAGGCCUACAACAUGUAAUAAUUAUUACUUCAUUUGGCAGGAAGGAAUGUUUAUUGUCACUUUAAUUAAAGGGCAACAUUUUUGAUAUUAUAAACAGCAUGCAGAUAUGUGAAUAAUCGAGACGAACACAAAUGACCUCCUUUCCC
This is a messenger RNA of Engraulis encrasicolus (European anchovy), 1576 nucleotides long. It is a transcript of the gene mstna, whose product is annotated as myostatin a. Gene Ontology annotation, cellular component: extracellular region. The record is from RefSeq and is a predicted model, not a curated record. The transcript is spliced from 3 exons. The coding region runs from base 114 to 1226 and encodes 370 amino acids. NCBI's taxonomy places the organism in Eukaryota, Metazoa, Chordata, Actinopteri, Clupeiformes, Engraulidae. Gene Ontology annotation, molecular function: growth factor activity; cytokine activity.